Molecule: messenger RNA, 2486 nt
Organism: Homarus americanus (American lobster)
Lineage: Eukaryota; Metazoa; Arthropoda; Malacostraca; Decapoda; Nephropidae
Product: vascular endothelial growth factor C-like
Exons: 7
Coding region: 330-1511 (393 amino acids)
Cellular component (GO): membrane
Molecular function (GO): growth factor activity
Source: RefSeq, a predicted model, not a curated record
UAUGUUAGUGUCUUCCCACUGACUGGACGACUCGCAGACGAAGGUGCAACGUCUCAGCUACUCUGGAACUAGUCUGCUAAAUCCACUUAUCUUCAACAUGAGAGAUAACACUUUUAAGAUUUAAACCUUUUCAUAGAAUUGUUUCAAAAAUUGUUAAUUUCACACACAAAAAGCAAAGAGAAUCAGCUCAGUUAAUCGCUAAACCAAAACAAUUUUAUUAUCCGCAAGAUCCUGUUUACGAACUUCUUAUCUGUUUACGAAGUGUGAUUUUUUUUAUCAGUCUCCACCAGUGUUACUGCAGUUCAUCAAGGUCCAUGUAAGUGACCAGGAUGGGCUGCACCACCCUGUUUCUCUUUACUACCCUCGUCGUCGCCAUCGUCGCCGUCAACAACACACAACAGGUCCACCAGGAUAUUGAACGCCCAGUCUUGGCGUUCCAGGUGCAGGAACUGCAAUCCCCACGUUUCCGCCUCGACUACCACCUCCUUCACUUGAUCCAGUCCUUGCUGGCUGAACGGGAUUCUCAAUUCUCACAAGAGGACCAGGGUCGUCCGUUCUCACAAGAGGACCAGGGUCGUCCGUUCUCACAAGAGGACCAGCGACCUUUGCCCUCUCAAGAAGACCAGCGCCAUCUGUUUUCAAGCGAUGAGCAACAUUUUCAGCCCUCAUAUGAUGACCAGCAGUUUAUUCAAAUUUCGCAAGACGACCACCAUGAUCACAUGCACUCAUUUGGACAGCACAGCCUCAAUAAAGAGCUCUCACCUCCAUCAUCACCAACACGAGCAAACAACUACUUCACCCAGGUGUCUACCAUAAGACGCUAUAACCUCAGCCAGCUGUCCUUCGACGCCAAGGAACGUCUCAAGAGUGUGGCAACCGUGAAGGAACUGAUGGAGUUGCCGGGAUUUCCUCAGCUACAGGAGGAGGAGGAGGAGGGAGGACAGUUGGCCUCCUAUAUCGACGGGUCCUUCCGCAAAUCACGUAGGAUGCAUGAACAACGCAGAGUGACCAGGAAGAAAGAGCCGCACGUGGUGGGUACUGGCUGUAGGGUGGAGCACAUUAGUGUAGAACUGAAGACCCAGCCAGGCUACCGGUUCGUCCCCGCUUGUGUGAAGUUGGGGAGAUGCGGAGGCUGUUGCACUCCAACCAAGAUCUGUACAGCUAACACCACCAGGCCGGUCGAACUCAAGGUGAUUCGCGUGUGGGAGAACCAAACCAGUGUAGAUGACGUGAAGGUGGAGGAGGAGGACGUGGAGAGCUGUGAGUGUAAGUGUGUGGUGGUUGCCUCCGAUUGUGAUCACAGCGUCAUGGAAUACGAUGAAAAUCUCUGUCAGUGUGUGUGCAAGAGAAGCCUCGAGGAUGAACGGAAGCGCUGCGAGGCAUCACACCAUCACCUCUGGCAUCCUGUUCUAUGCCGCUGCCUCUGUGUAGGUCGGCACCCGGACUUUAAUGAGUGUUCCACCGGGUAUGAAUUCUCUCAUGCCAACUGCAGUUGUGUGGAAAGCCCCUAGGAUUGGCAUUACACAACCUACGACGCGCCAGCUGUGAUGGGUAUAAACCUGACCUUCUCUCCAACUUUUCAUCCACGUGAACUUUACCAACCAACUCAAACAUAAGAGCAUAAGAAUGGAGGAAACUGCAACGGGCCUAUUGGCCCAUACUGGGCAGUCCCGUUUACACCCAACCCCUAUUGCUCAUAUAAGCAUCCAACCUAUGUUUGAAGCUAUUCAGCGUAUUCGAGUUAAUGAUGAUAUUUGGUAACUUGUUCCAUUCAUCCACUUCUCUGUUUCCAAACCAGUGUCCUCGUAUUAUUCUGUAUUAUUGAGAUGUAUCACUUAAGAAUUGAUGGGUGACAACAACCUUUUUUUUUAAUAGAGGUUAAUGUAAAGGUGACGUUGGUAGUGUGUCUGUGGGAUCCAAAAUUACAAAGUGCCAUGUCAAAUGUGAAGUAUGAAGAUGACCCCUACAGUAUAUGAAUAAAUUCCUCCUUGGGUUGGAAGUUUUGGGGAGAUACAGUAUAUACACUCCCAACCCAGGUGAAUAUAAGUAGCUUAUUUAUUUAGGGAACACUUGUUUGUUAAAAGUUAGCGAAACAGCGAUGUUGUGAACCUAAAAACUUCCUACUCCCCCUCCCCUCCCCCCCUGUACAAAAAAAUAAUUAUUAGGAGAGCAUUGCCGUGUUCUAAACUCACAACACAAAAACUUAAUUGAAAUCACGUUCUUAACCCCUUGUAAACUGGGUCAUCUCUGUGCUGAGAGCUGAAUAGAAUCAUGCAACAACAUAUACGCAUACUGUACUUGACUCCCCCGGUUGUAUUUGUCACUUUAAUUUUGUAUCUACAGUAAAUAAUACUUGUGAGACAACACAAUAUAUCUACACAUACUUUACAAUGUAUCUCAGUUGUAUCAUUUACUUUGAAUUUUUUAUCUAACAAUGUAUAUUGUCCAGCUUACGAUUAUACUUCAAUAGUUAUCACAGUACUUUA